Momordica charantia (bitter melon) is the source of this 2569-nucleotide messenger RNA. It is a transcript of the gene RIN2, whose product is annotated as RPM1 interacting protein 2. Gene Ontology annotation, molecular function: ubiquitin protein ligase activity; ubiquitin binding. Gene Ontology annotation, cellular component: plasma membrane; ubiquitin ligase complex; cytosol. NCBI's taxonomy places the organism in Eukaryota, Viridiplantae, Streptophyta, Magnoliopsida, Cucurbitales, Cucurbitaceae. Gene Ontology annotation, biological process: ubiquitin-dependent protein catabolic process; positive regulation of plant-type hypersensitive response; protein ubiquitination. The record is from RefSeq and is a predicted model, not a curated record.
UGCCAACCUGACAGAGUUGAACGAAAGGAAGACGAAGAAUGCAUCUAACGCAGGUACACCCGCCAAAAUAAAUUAAUUGUUAAAAUAAAAAAGAAAAUACGAAAAUCUCUCUGAGAAAUGCGACGCUGAUGAUUUACGAUUACGGAGACUCGCACCGACACCACCGAAGCUUCAUCUUGGUUGAAUCAGGUAAAUGUUUUUCGGCUUGGAAGGUUGCAGCUAACAAAUCGAUUCAGAGACUGAGUAGAUAGAUAGGCACCUUUUUUGUCCAUGUUUGGCGAUGAUGCUGAGUAUUAGUGGAAAAGAACAAUGCAGCUUCCAUUGUGAUGACUUUCCUGAAGUUGGGUCUUWGUAAAGUUAGUUGCUGAACUAAUAUCAAUGGGUGUCAGUUAUAUAGCAAUAUCUGCGGCAUGUACAGUGUUAAGUUUUGUUGGUCUCCAGUUAUGGACGGAGUUAUCGAUAGAAAACCUAAAAUCAGAAAAAAUAAUUGGAGAAAAUCCUUUUCAGACGGAGAGUGCUGGCCGUGUCAUUGAUUUGCUCUUAAGUUCCUACGUCACUGUGGGACUGCUGGCUAACUUUGCACUUAAUGUGUUUGUUCUACUCAUACUAUUUCUCAAGACCAUAUUUUUUGUUGAGCUAUAUUCAUCUGAGAGUCGGAAGUUGGUGGAGCGUCUUGUUAAUUAUGUCAUUUACAAGGGAACAUUUCUACCUCUGGUUGUUCCACCAACAAAAUAUCAUGCAGCAUUGUGGUCAAUCUGGUUGGCUGUCUUAUGUUCAUUGAAGAUGUUUCAAGCAUUGGCUAGAGAUCGUCUUGAACGUCUGAAUGCAUCACCCUCUGCCACUUCAUGGACAUAUUUUCGUGUGUAUUCUGUAUUAUUGCUGGUCCUCUUUGUUGACCUUUCUGGGAUAAGAUUCUGUCUGAUGAUAUACCGAACACUGGGUUUAUCUUUGUUUCUCUUGUUGUUCUUUGAGCCUUUAAGCAUUGCUUUUGAGACGUUACAGGCCAUUUUGGUUCACAGCUUUCAGUUGCUUGAUAUAUGGCUUCAUCAUUCAGCUGGAUACAGCUCAAAUUGUCAGAUCACAGAGUUUUUUAAUACAACAAUAGCUGGUUCCUUGUGGGAAUUGAAAGGCAGUCUUAUCAGAAAUCUGGGAUUUUUCCUCGACAUGGCAACAUUAUUAAUGGCACUUGGUCAUUAUGUGCAUAUAUGGCGGCUUCAUGGAAUGACAUUUAAUCUCGUGGAUGCAGUCCUUUUCUUGAACAUUCGCGCCUUAUUAAGUGCAACAAUAAAGCGUAUUAGAGGUUUCAUGAAAUUGAGAAAAGCUUUAGGUGCUCUACACGCAGCUCUUCCUGAUGCAACAUCUGAAGAGCUGCAAUCAUAUGAUGACGAAUGUGCUAUCUGCAGGGAACCUAUGGCCAAGGCUAAGAAGUUAAACUGCAAUCACCUUUUUCAUCUUGCUUGCUUGAGAUCUUGGUUGGAUCAAGGUCUAAAUGAAUAUUAUUCAUGUCCUACUUGUCGAAAGCCACUUUUUGUAGGCAGACAAGAAAAUGACGUAAAUCCUCGUGCAGGAGGGACUUUUAGUGAUGAGCAGCUUGCUCGUCAGAUAAGUGCAGGACUUAAUCGACAGAAUGCUACUGUACCCACCCUUCCUGCUGGAAUUUUCCCCAAUCAGACACAAAAUUCCGUUGAAGGCAGUCCUUGGAGAAGCACCAGUCUUGAUCCAAGUUGGUUGCAUGAUUGGGCUAGCCAGAGCGUGGAUGGGGCUGGUCCAUCAAAUGCAGCUAGAUCUGUUGGAUUGGGUAGAGUUCAGAUGAUGAUGAGACAUCUUGCAUCUGUUGGUGAAACUUAUGCCCAGACAUCCAUUGAAGAUUCUGCUUGGGGCCUUUGGCCKAUUAAUCCCCCACAGGUAGUUCCUGGUGGUUCACAAGUUCCUCGAGGUGGUGUUGGAAGACAUCCUGGUAGUAUGGGUGGUUUAAAUAUGAAUGUGCCACGUGCUCCAAAUGACAGUUUAGCCAAUAUACUUGCCAUGGCAGAGACAGUACGAGAAGUUCUGCCUCAUGUCCCUGAUGAGUUAAUUUUCCAGGAUUUGCAGCGUACUAAUUCUGUCACCGUCACUGUGAAUAAUCUUCUUCAAAUGUGAUUACCAAUCCAGUCGGAUCUUUGUUUUCUCGUGCCUCAUAUGAUACYUUUGGAUCCUACCCUCCCCAGGUAACCAAAUCUCAAGGAGGAGAUAGGUAAUCGYGUUGGUUAAAUUAACAGACAUACGUUUUCUUAUCUUUCUUUAUCUCUGUUUCUGAUCUUAUUUUUUUUUCUCCUCUUAAAUAUUAAACUUAUAUAUGCUUUCAAAUAGCCAAUUGUAUCCAGCUCAGUUUCAAGAGAUAAAUGUAUGAAUGUGAAACUCUCUCAUUCUCUUACCCCGAGAUGCUGGUCAUUGCAUCCCCGACCCCGCCUCGCACCCCAAAAUACUUUGUAUAUGUCUCUACAUCUUGACAAAAACCACCAUAAUAAUAAAUGGAGGACUCGGCCAUUGUACAUAGCGAUUUAUAUAAUUGUGUUUAUUGAUAGCAUUA